This is a messenger RNA of Vanessa tameamea, 2343 nucleotides long. RefSeq lists its product as uncharacterized. Bases 127 to 2211 code for a protein of 694 amino acids. Gene Ontology annotation, molecular function: GTP binding; calcium channel regulator activity; GTPase activity. NCBI's taxonomy places the organism in Eukaryota, Metazoa, Arthropoda, Insecta, Lepidoptera, Nymphalidae. Gene Ontology annotation, cellular component: plasma membrane. The record is from RefSeq and is a predicted model, not a curated record. The transcript has 13 exons.
CGCCCGCCGCCCCCCCACCUCCCGCACCCCGCGCUCCCCCCACGACCCUCGGAUGGGCGUAACCAGGCUUCCAAGAUCCAAUCAUCUCGCCCCUCCCCUGAACACGUCGCAGGUCCAGAAGGCGGUAUGACAGUGGCCCGCGGUGACGGCUCCCCGGAGCGGCUCGGCGGCGCGCUCCGUCGGCUCCAUUACCGCGCCACGCGACGAGCUCACUCCGCAGCAGCCAGACAUCAUUCAUCAACCCCUAAGGUCGUUGUCAUGGGCAGCAGUACCACAUCAGAUAAGACCAUCAACACCAGCACCGAUUCAGCAGCUACCGCCCUCACCUCAGUCACCGGCACUGAUGAUUCCAUGGACGCAGAACCCGACCUCAUCGACGCAGAUCCCCCUCAACAACCACAAACUGAACCUCAACAGAACCCCCCAAGCACAGCUCCUCCCCAUUAUCACCGAGCGCAAAAUAGCUGCGAGUUCGAUGCCCCCGCUUAUGCCAUCCCCCAAUCUGCGACAGACACACUCGACUCUCCCAGACCUGGCCCUGGUAGAUUUAUCUUUGAUGUUCCACUACCGGAUCCAAAAAAAAAUGAGAAACCUCGCAAUAAAAUUCAAGUGAGCCAAACAAAUCAGGGCGGGCCGUCCACGUCCAUUCAAAUACCCUAUGAUCCAAAGGUUGACCCACCAAAGAGUCCAAAAUGCACUCAAGUGAAAUACGAAACUCACUUCGAUUUUGAACCUGAAGCAGUGAAGAGACGAGGCAGUGAGCCAAGGUUGAAGAAUAAGCAGAAAUUGGAUAAGCAGGAAUAUUAUAAGGACGAGGUUGCUAAAUUACGGAGGCAGUUGGAGGGAACAGAGGUAUUUACAGCGAGUAGGAGACGCUCGUCCACACACCAACAUUCUGUUCCGCCGCCAUCUUCAAGAAGGCAGUCAACGGCAGCCCAAGUACAUGUAACUGCAAACCCUUUGGACUCCGCUUCAUCAAUGCCAGCUGGAAGAACUACGAUAGUAGUACAGCAACCCUCAUUGUCUUUGGACUACGGAGGCUGUUCUACUAUUCUUGUGAGGGACGGCGAAGAUGGAAGACGAACGAGCAGGGUUUGCAGUGACCACAUCCAGCAGCUCCUGGACGUCACCAGCCAAUUCACGUCUGAGGAUCUACAUGAAUUUGACAAGAGAUACGGAAGCCCACACCAUUCUCGUUCUCAGUCUGUCAAAGCGCAAAGAUCCCGUACGGGAGAGAGACAGCUGUUAGGCCUGCCUCAGCAGCGCGCCAGAGUCGCAUCCAUGCCAAACACUGGCGUCGAAGAAGAAUAUUACAGACUAAGGCAUUUUAGUAUAACCGGUAAAGGAGUUGUCAACAGAGGAGAUUCAUUGCGUUCACGAAGAUCACGAUCCAAUACGUCGGUGGCGUCGAGCGCGUCCAGCACGGAGGCUGUCACAAGAGCGUCUGCGCCCUGCUCCUUAGCGUCUUCUAGGGAUUCAUCUGCUGGUCUCAGUACAUAUCGAGUACUGGUACUCGGAGGUCCGGGUGUGGGCAAGUCGAGCCUAGUUGGGCAGUUCAUGACGUCAGAAUAUCUUCAUGCCUAUGAUACUAGUAUUGAUGACGAAUCGGGAGAGAAGUCUGUGUGCGUGCUGCUCGCUGGAGAAGAAUCAGAGAUCACAUUCCUGGAUUCACCACCUGAUAAUGCAAUCUCGGAAGGAACAGCGCACGGCUAUUGUGUGGUCUACUCAACAGCAGACCGGACAAGCUUUGCUGAAGCUGAAAGACGAUUACAAAUAUUAUGGGCAGCGGGACAUACGGCGAGAAGAGCUGUCAUCCUUGUCGGAAACAAGGCUGAUCUGGCAAGAUCUAGGGUGGUACCUACAGAUGAGGGAAAAGCGCUUGCGACGUCGUACGAAUGCAAGUUCAUUGAAACAUCAGUCGGCAUCAACCACAACGUGGACGAGCUGCUUGUUGGACUACUCACGCAAAUCAGGCUGAAACAGCAGCACGCUGAGCGAGUCAGAAAACGUAGCAGCUCUCGUAAGAACCGCAGUCGUGCGCGCUCGCCGUUGGAAGCGGAGGUGACGCCGGCGCCCGCACCUGCCUCCGCGGCCAGCACGCCCAGAAAACGCACGCGACUGUCAGCCAGUGUGAAGGUCCGUGGUCUUCUCGGGCGAGUCUGGGCACGUGACUCCAAGUCUAAAUCUUGUGAGAAUCUCCACGUGCUCUAGCACUCAGUCGCCGAGCCCGUCGCCUGCUUUCCAUUCUUCGACUGUGCCGCAAACUACGCCUAGAGUAAUCCUUGAUCCCUACAUCAAUUAGCGUUAUCCCUAACUCUGGGGUAGAGCGAGUCUAUCUCCAGU